AUGGAAGCCAACACUUCCCUCUGGCACAGCUACCUCGGAGUGAUCCUGUCCCGCGAGAGGCAGCGGGUGGAGCAUUUCCAGCGGGCCGAGGACAUCCUGCUCACCCUGCUGGAGAAUGUCCAUGCCAGGGAUCCCCGCUUCCUCGUGGACUACGCCAGGAACCUGGAAGCCUUCGAGUUUGCUGUCGGUGCCUCUGAGGACGCUGUCACUCUCGAGGUGCCCCUGCGCAUUGAUGGUGACACCCUGCGUGUGCUGGCAUGCCGGAGCAGGGACAGCCCGGGCGGGCGCCCUGCAGAGAUGAACACCUGCUGUCUGGAAGUGUGCUCUCCAGGGACUGAUUUGGAGGACUGGACUGGUGGUGUGGAUGUGAUGGAGCACGGAGGUGGUGCGAGGUGCCUGCUUCCAGGCAAAAUCCUCCAGCACCUGAAAGAGCUCCUUGUUUCAGCCAUCGUGUGCUGCCAACGCCUCUUCCUGCUUCAGCCAGGUGACAUCAGUGCUGAAAAUCUGCGGGAAGAUGCCAUGGAGCUCUCCCUGCUGAUCCGUGGCAGCUGGAAGACCAUUCGCUUUGACAUUGUUCCUGUGGUGAGGAGGCAGCAGGAGCCGCUGCAGCUCCAGAGGCUGCACAGGGACAGGGGCUUCCCUGAAGGCAGCCUCAGGAGGGCCACGGAAGAGGCUCACUUUGUCCCUGCCUCUCCCCACUGCUGGAGAUCCUCCACUCACCUUCCCAUCCUGAAGCUGCUCCGAGGAGUGGACACCCUGCAGGGACCCCGUCUGGACAGCCUUCGCCUGCUUGACCAGCUCCGUGACCAGGACUGGGGAGGGCACGGGGGGAGAGGCGCCCUCACUUUCAACCACCUGAAGAUGGUGUUGCUGUGGAGCACAGAGCUCUUCCCCUCCCCGGAGGACUGGCAGGACCUGGAAGGUUCUGUCUACAGGCUCUUGGUGAUCCUUCUCCGCUGCCUGGCCACCCAGCACCUGCCCCACUUCCUGAACCCAGAGGAAAACCUCUUCCAAGGAGAUGCCCCAGACCUUGCCUCCCUCUACCAUAAAGUGGAGAGCUUUGCCUGGGACCCCCAACGCUUCCUCUGCUUUCACUUUGGCCUCCAUGGGUUCAGUGGCAGCUGCCAGGCAGACACGGAAACCCAAGCCCUCCUGCAGCUCCCCACCGAGGAUGGGUCCUGCUGGGACACAGCCUACUUUGACAUCCUGCUCAGCCAGUUUCAGGUGUACCGGAUCCAGGACAGUGCACGUCGCUCAGCAGCAUCCCAGCUCCUCUCCAGGAUCCGCCAAGAAAUCCCUCAGCAGAGCUGA
Messenger RNA from Lonchura striata (white-rumped munia), 1311 nucleotides. Lineage: Eukaryota; Metazoa; Chordata; Aves; Passeriformes; Estrildidae. The record is from RefSeq and is a predicted model, not a curated record.